GCUUGUGGCGCAGGCAAGGACUCUGAAAAUAAACAGCCGCUGCUUUGUGAGUCGUCUUCCAGGGUCUGCGUCCGAGUCUCCACCACUGUGGGCAGCUCAGACGCCGAAACUCUAACUGCAGCUAUGAGCAGCAACGAAUGCCUCAAGUGUGGACAAUCUGGCCACUGGGCCAGGGAGUGCCUUACUGGUGGAAGUCGGAGUCGUGGAAUGAGAAGCCGUGGCAGAGUUGUUUUUUCUUCGGAUAGAGGGUUCCAGUUAGUUUCCUCAUUUCUUCCUGAUAUCUGUUACCGCUGUGGUGAGUCUGGUCAUCUUGCCAAGGAUUGUGAUCUUCAGGAGGAUGAAGCCUGCUAUAACUGCGGUAGAGGUGGCCACAUUGCCAAGGACUGCAAGGAGCCCAAGAGAGAGCGAGAGCAAUGCUGCUACAGCUGUGGCAAGCCAGGCUAUCUGGCCCGUGACUGUGACCACGCGGAUGAGCAGAAGUGCUACUCUUGUGGUGAAUUUGGACAUAUUCAAAAAGACUGCACCAAGGUGAAGUGCUAUAGGUGUGGUGAAACUGGUCAUGUAGCCAUCAAUUGCAGCAAGACAAGUGAAGUCAACUGUUACCGCUGUGGCGAGUCAGGGCAUCUUGCACGGGAAUGCACAAUUGAGGCUACAGCCUAAUUAUUUUCCUUUGUCGCCCCUCCUUUUUCUGAUUGAUGGUUGUAUUAUUUUCUCUGAAUCCUCUUCACUGGCCAAAGGCUGGCAGAUAGAGGCUGUUCCCAGGCCAGUGAGCUUUAACUUGCAGUGUAAAAGGAGGAAAGGGGUGAAAAAAAACCGAAUUUCUGCAUUUAACUACAAAAAAAAAGUUUAUGUUUAGUUUGGUAGAGGUGUUAUAUAUAAUGCUUUCUUAAAGAACCCCCUUUCCGUGCCACUGGUGAAUAGGGAUUAAUGAAUGGGAAGAGUUCAGACCAGUAAGCCCUUCUGGGUUUGAGUGUGUUCCCAUGUAGGACGUAAAACAAUUCUGGAA
Messenger RNA from Chionomys nivalis (European snow vole), 1006 nucleotides. Its product is annotated as CCHC-type zinc finger nucleic acid binding protein-like. Gene Ontology annotation, biological process: positive regulation of cytoplasmic translation. Gene Ontology annotation, molecular function: translation regulator activity; zinc ion binding; mRNA binding. Gene Ontology annotation, cellular component: cytoplasm. Lineage: Eukaryota; Metazoa; Chordata; Mammalia; Rodentia; Cricetidae. The transcript has a single exon. The coding region runs from base 124 to 660 and encodes 178 amino acids. The record is from RefSeq and is a predicted model, not a curated record.